AUGAGCCUCUCGAAAUUCAUCAAGCGCGCUCGCGCCUCAACAAAGUCGCUGCUUGGUGACAGCUACGAGGAGGACGUCAUCGACAAUCCUACGAUACCUGAGCCACCCAGAGACAUCUCUGCUUACUCGGAAGAACGCCUGAAAUUGGGACUCCGAUUCGCAGAUCACUCUCUCCGCAACAAGAAGAGAAAGGUGUCCCCUAUCGCCCAUCACUGCCUAACCCUCUAUAAGGCGACGCUGAAGGCGGUUCUCGAGAAAGAAUACGACGACAAUGACGAGAAGAAAGAACUGCUUUCCAGUCUUCUCCUCUUUGAGAGGGAUAUCUGCACAAGAAACUUCCUACGUCGUCCAGUAGAUAUCGGUAACCUAAACCUUGUCGAACGUCUUUCUCAGCUACGACGUUUCGAGUUUGCGGCACGAUAUGGCAAUUACCUGACUCGCGUUUGUGACCAGCUGAAGGUCACAGCCAGAACGGAAGAGACCAAGUACUUUGAGCAGCUCAACGGCUGGGACCGUUACUGGACCGACAUCAACAGCGACAUCAACAAGGAACACACCUCGUGGCGCAAAUGGGAGGCGCGAGAUCCAGCCGUCACAGACGCAGAUGUCAAGACAACAUUAGCGGCGUUCAACGCAUGCAGCGCCAUGGGUCUCAAUUUUGACUGCGUCCUGCGAACCAUCGCUAUGUACGCCGACCGCAACAGCCUCGUGCACGCGUCGAUCCAGCGCCUCGUUGAGCAAGGCCAAUGGCAUGUCCUCAAAAACACAUUGGCUGAAGAUCUAGUCGACAUUCCUGUCGUUACACCCAGCCACUUGCGCGGUAAUAUUCCCUUGCUGCAAGAGACUGUUCAGGCAGUGAUCGACACCUACUUUGACCGCCGCGAUGGCCACCGUGACGAUCCAGUCUUCUGGACACCGAAGGAGGAAGCCUACGACAGGGCAGCAAAGAUGGCGAAGGAGAAGGAGAAGAAACGGGAAACGGUACUCGCUGAGCGCAAGCUAGUCGAGAAACUCGCUGCUGAGAGAUACGCAAAACUCAUCGCAGAUAGCUCGAUGGUCCACCUCGCGGCAGCCACCCUCGGCACAGAUGCUCCGUCGGGAGAUUUACCAGAAGGUGUUUCUUCCAAGCGUCCUCUCGCGGAGGCUGACAGGACUGAGAAACUUGAGACAUUGAAGCGACGAAAGACGGCUUGGAAUAAGUUGGUCAGAUUGCAGAGGGAGUGCCAUAAGAACCUCAAGUGCUACAAGGAUGAGUAUGGUAACACGGAAGCUCCCAUUGAUCCUAAGGUCUGGCUGGAGCUAUCACGAGAAGAGUCAUCGCGGGCCGGCAGCUCGAAAGGCUCUGAAGCGUAG
Messenger RNA from Hirsutella rhossiliensis, 1353 nucleotides. RefSeq lists its product as uncharacterized. The transcript has a single exon. Bases 1 to 1353 code for a protein of 450 amino acids. The record is from RefSeq and is a predicted model, not a curated record. NCBI's taxonomy places the organism in Eukaryota, Fungi, Ascomycota, Sordariomycetes, Hypocreales, Ophiocordycipitaceae.